AUGCUUGUAAGAAACUACGUACAAGCGGUUUUGACCUGCAUGGACCUCUGCCGCCUAUUCCAGUUAGUGCGAAUGUCUGCAACUCAGAUGAAGGUCAGCGCUUUUGACAUUGCAAGGCAACAGGUCACUUGCCACACCAUGGAGUUUGCCAGAGGUGGUUUGCUGGAGUCUGUGAAGGCGGUUGCAGCCAAAACCAAGACGUCAGUGUCGUUGGAGAGAAAGACGCGGCAUCUACCAGUAGCUGUGCCGCUGAUCCCAUUCGGAGAUCAACAGUGGCUGCCAACUUGGCUGGAACUGAGAAAGAAAAUUUUUGGAAAUCUGGCCAACAGCAAGGAUGAUUUCAUUCCUCUCCUUCCUGCUCCUGCUGCAAAUGGGUCCUGGUCCAAGAUGCCCUUAUCUGUGACCUCAGGCGCCAAUUGGUUGAGGAGUUUGCUCCAUGACACUUUGGAUCCUCGUGGAACGCCCGUGGGCACACACAGUUUGAAAGCAAGCUUGCUUUCCAUGGCGGCGAAGUACGGGUUGCCUCACUCUCAGCGCAAGUUGCUGGGAUACCAUGCUGGCAGCAAAGAGCAGAGCAUGCUGUGCUACUCCAGGGAUAGCAUGGCAGAACCCCUUCGUCAAAUGUGUGAGAUGAUACGGGCUGUGAAGAACAAAGCUUUCUUACCAGACUGUUCACGUUCAGGCCGUUUUCCUUUGAAAGAACUUGGUGAUGAGGUCAUCGAAGGGGACGAAUUGAGUGAUUCAUCUUCCUCCGGUUCGGAGAAUGAGGAGGAGACCCAUCACGAAAGUGAGGAGAGUGCUUGUGAGAAGCUCUUGGGCCAAUGGCAGCCCGCCACUGUCGAGCCGAUGGAAGAAAAGGUCUUUGUGAGGCACCGCAUUUCCAGGUGCAUCCAUGCAUUGGCUGAUGAGACAGGACUGGAGUUUGUAUGUGGCAGGCGAAUGUCACAGUCAUACGACGUGUUGGAGCCCAAGCCUUCCUUUUGUCACCCUGUGUGCCAAACAUGUUUCAGAGACAGGGCCACCUGA
Molecule: messenger RNA, 1026 nt
Organism: Cladocopium goreaui
Lineage: Eukaryota; Dinophyceae; Suessiales; Symbiodiniaceae
Source: the annotation of a GenBank genome assembly